AUGAACCGACCCAGUCAUACCCAUCAACCACCAUACCCCGAUCCACAUCCAAGACCCAUACCUUUUAACUUCCCACAUCACCAAGUAGACUCGCAACGACCUCGUACCGCGUUUCCACAUCCUCACCCCCUUCCAUUCUUCAUUGUCUCGCUUCAAGCGACUUUCCUGUUCAAAUCUUUAUCUUCUUUCUCUUCUUAUCGCACUACGCGAUCUUCCUGUUCUCUUUCUUGUUACAUUACUUGA
This is a messenger RNA of Puccinia graminis f. sp. tritici CRL 75-36-700-3, 243 nucleotides long. RefSeq lists its product as uncharacterized. The record is from RefSeq and is a predicted model, not a curated record. Bases 1 to 243 code for a protein of 80 amino acids. Lineage: Eukaryota; Fungi; Basidiomycota; Pucciniomycetes; Pucciniales; Pucciniaceae. The transcript has 2 exons.